CAGUUGGAAAGCCGGGUGCUCCAAGGCGGUGCGGGGCUGGGGUGGGGGAGGUGUGGGCCCGCCCUGAGGAGCCGAGACCGGGCUCGGGGGCUGGGCCGACGGCUCCCCGGCAGCUGAGACCGCUGGAGAAGGAAGGCGGCGGCCCGAGGCGGAGGACUCGGCGCACGGCCCGCCGCGUCUCUCGCACAGCCGGGAGAGGAGGCCGAGGGGACCAUGUCCGGGAGGCGCUUCCAACUCUCCACUACCGAGCGCGUCAUCAAAGCUGUCCCCUUUCCUCCAACCCAACGGCUUACCUUGAAGGAAGUAUUCGAGAAUGGAAAACCCAGAGUUGAUGUUUUGAAAAAUCAUCUGGUAAAGGAAGGCCGACUGGAAGAGGAAGUAGCCUUGAAGAUAAUCAAAGAUGGGGCUGCCAUCCUGAGGCAGGAGAAGACCAUGAUAGAAGUGGAGGCUCCCGUGACAGUGUGUGGCGACAUUCACGGACAGUUCUUCGAUCUGAUGAGGCUGUUUGAAGUUGGAGGGUCGCCUAGUAACACACGCUACCUCUUUCUGGGAGACUACGUGGACAGAGGCUAUUUCAGCAUAGAGUGUGUGCUGUAUUUAUGGAGUUUAAAGAUUAAUCAUCCCAAAACAUUGUUUCUGCUUCGAGGAAAUCACGAAUGCAGGCAUCUUACGGAAUAUUUCACCUUCAAACAGGAAUGUCGAAUCAAAUAUUCUGAACAGGUGUAUGACGCGUGCAUGGAUACAUUUGACUGUCUCCCUCUUGCGGCUCUCUUAAACCAGCAGUUUCUCUGUGUCCAUGGAGGAAUGUCUCCUGAAAUCACUAGUUUAGAUGACAUUAGAAAAUUAGACAGGUUCACGGAGCCUCCUGCCUUUGGACCAGUGUGUGACCUGCUUUGGUCUGACCCUGCUGAGGACUACGGCAACGAGAAGACCCUGGAGCAUUACACACACAACACCGUGCGCGGCUGCUCCUACUUCUUCAGUUAUCCUGCAGUUUGUGAAUUUUUGCAGAACAACAAUUUAUUAUCAAUAAUCAGAGCCCAUGAAGCCCAAGAUGCUGGGUAUCGAAUGUAUAGGAAGAGCCAGACAACAGGCUUUCCAUCACUUAUCACAAUUUUCUCGGCCCCUAAUUACUUAGAUGUCUAUAACAAUAAAGCUGCUGUGUUGAAAUAUGAAAACAAUGUCAUGAAUAUCAGACAGUUUAACUGUUCUCCACACCCCUACUGGCUCCCAAACUUCAUGGAUGUUUUCACGUGGUCUUUGCCUUUCGUUGGGGAGAAAGUUACGGAGAUGCUGGUUAACAUUCUUAACAUUUGCUCUGAUGAUGAACUGAUUUCUGAUGAGGAAACAGAAGGAGGCACUACAGUUCGGAAAGAGAUCAUCAAGAAUAAAAUCAGAGCCAUUGGAAAGAUGGCGCGGGUCUUUUCAGUCCUUCGGGAAGAGAGUGAGAGUGUGCUGACCCUCAAGGGCCUGACCCCUACAGGUACCCUCCCCCUGGGCGUCCUCUCUGGAGGAAAGCAAACCCUUCAGACGGCCACAGUAGAAGCAGUAGAGGCCCAGGAAGCCAUCCGAGGGCUCUCGCACAAGAUCCGGAGUUUCGAAGAAGCCCGAGGUCUAGACCGAAUCAAUGAGCGAAUGCCACCCCGAAAAGACGGUGUCCACGCGGCGGGGUCAGGGAAAUCAGUAAGCCCCGCACAUGCAAACCCAGCGCACAGGAGCAGCGACCACGGGAAGAAAACCCAGUAGUGGCCCAGUCCUGCGCUGGCACAGCUGGAUUCAGAACCUAAGAACAAGUUUCAGUUAUUUAUUAUUGGAAAAAUGAGACAGUGACAACUCAAGACAAACCUGGAGGUGCAUUCAAACUCAGUCGGCAUUUAUUCUGUAAGGAAGGUGACCAUUUUGUAACUUCUUC
Ochotona princeps (American pika) is the source of this 1912-nucleotide messenger RNA. RefSeq names its product protein phosphatase 3 catalytic subunit gamma (gene PPP3CC). The transcript has 14 exons. Lineage: Eukaryota; Metazoa; Chordata; Mammalia; Lagomorpha; Ochotonidae. Gene Ontology annotation, molecular function: calmodulin-dependent protein phosphatase activity; calmodulin binding. Bases 214 to 1746 code for a protein of 510 amino acids. Gene Ontology annotation, biological process: calcineurin-mediated signaling. Gene Ontology annotation, cellular component: cytoplasm; calcineurin complex. The record is from RefSeq and is a predicted model, not a curated record.